UUGACGUUUGCAUGUAUUGUGUAUAUCGGUGAGCUGUCAAAUAUUUUCAAUGUUUAUUAUCAAUUUAGUUUGGGUGUUUGCCAAUUCAUUGUCGACCAACAAAACGCAAAUAAAAACAUAAUUGUUGUUCUUUUUGGUUCAUUUCAAAAAAAUUGUGAUAGUUCUAUGUUCCUGGAAUUGGAUUGAAAAAAAGGAAAGAAACACAAUUGAAAGAUGCCGAUUUUAUCGACGACGUGUGAUUGGUUCAUUUUGCGGCCAGGGAUCACAUAUCGGAAAAGUGAGCUGUAUACGAUGCAAUGGGCUGCCGAUACUGAACUGUAUCAGAUGCAAGUGGUUGCAGCACCAUACGGCGGUCCGAUGGCAAUUGUGCGUGAUUCCAAGGAAUUUAUCAAAGUGGGUGGUUCCACAAAACCGAUUAUUCGAAUUUUCACAGCAUCUGGCCACUUGCUCUCAACGAUCAAUUGGAACAGCGGCAAUCUCUUAACUUUGGGUUGGUCGGAUGCAGAAGAGUUGCUGUGUGUACAAGACGAUGGUCUUGUGCUUAUUUACAAUAUGUAUGGUGUGUAUCAGCAUACAUUCAGCAUGGGACAAGAAGCCAAAGACACCAAAGUCAUUGACGCCAAAAUAUUCGCAUCAAAUUCAGGAACUGGCGUUGCUGUGAUGACCACCAAUUAUCGCAUAUUCCUUAUUAACAGCAUCAAAGAGCCAAAAAAUCGGCAAUUGCCCGAAAUGCCAAAAUCAAUACUCGAUCCAACUUGUUGGGCAAUAAUCAAUGAAGAUCGGAAUACGUGCACUUUAGUUGCACGUGAACACGAAUUGUUCAAAUUAAGCCAAGGCUAUAGUGUGUGCUCGGUGCAAGCAGUGUCCAUUGAGAAUGAAUUCAAAAGUAUUACCGUAAUGUCAGUUUCGUAUAAUCAUCGAUUUUUGGCAUUGUACACAAAUAAUGGCAUCGUUUGGAUGGGAACAUCUGAUUUACAGACAAAAUACUGUGAAUUUAAAACGAAUCAAUCGGAAAAACCGAAACAAAUCGAAUGGAUACUGGAUUCGGAAAACUACUCACAGGCCGAAGCUAUUGUCAUUGCAUAUUCAUCAUUACUUUUGGUUGUAACUGUUGCCGGUGACUCAAAUAUGUAUAGCUAUGAUUCUGUACCAUUUCUCAUUCCCGAAAUGGAUUGCGUUCGAAUAUUGAGCAACACUGAACAUGAGAUGCUCCAAAAAGUACCGAACUGUGUGAAUAACAUUUUCAAAAUAAACAGCCAAAAACCAUCAUCCUAUUUAUUUGGAGCAUACCAAAAAUAUGAGGAGAAAAGCCAUCAAUCCGACGAAUAUUUGGGUCUAAUCAAAAACAAACUCGAAGAAUCGGUAAAUGAGUGUAUCGAAGCGGCCGGCUUUGAAUUUGAUGCUAAUACUCAGAAGAGCCUUAUUCGUGCCGCUUACUUUGGCAAAGCAUUUAUUGCGGGCCACAAUCCAGAUAAAUACAUUGAAACAUGCCGUGUUCUACGAGUUCUGAAUGCCUUAAGAGAUCCCAAAAUUGGAGUACCUUUAACAUAUGCACAGUUUAAUCGCCUGAAGCCACAUGUGGUGUUAGAUCGACUGGUAUUCCGCAAAUUCUAUGGCCUGGCCAUUCAAAUAGCGAAACAUCUGAAGUUGCCUGAGUCACGCAUUUUGGAACAUUGGGCUUUCAACAAAGUCACUUAUGAUAAAAAUGAUGACGAUGUAGCACGUAAAAUAUCGGAAAAGCUGAAAAUGGCCGGCGCUCAGGGCAUUUCAUUCUGCAAUAUAGCCAAGAAGGCUCAAGAAUUGGGUCGCAAAAAUUUAGCGAUACGACUUCUGGAGAUGGAGUCAAAGUGCAGUUUACAAGUGCCGUUGCUAUUAAAACUGGGUGAAAGCAAGCGAGCUCUGAUGAGUGCAACAAAAUCUGGUGAUACUGAUCUAAUCUACACGGUACUGUUGCAAUUGAAAGAGACCACUCAAUUGGCUGAUUUCCAAAUGAUCGUCCGAACAUUCCCAACGGCACAGAAUUUGUACAAGAAAUAUUGUAAUUUGAACAGCAAAUCCGCACUGCAAGAGAUUUUCAACCAAGAGGAUGAUUUUGUUGCACAGGCUGAGUUUGCUCUACGAGAAGGAAUAGCGAAUUCCAACAUUGAAUCAUCGUUAUUGACUGCAUCAGUUGCAUAUAAAAAGGCCCAUAAAGACGUCGAAGCGGAACUGUGCGAAGAUUCUCGGAAAUUGCUAAAGGAUCAGAAAACAUUCGCAGACAAGUACACUCUUCCACGUUCGCAAACAUUCUACGGGUCGUCCAUUCAUGAGACAAUCAAACGUUUGUUGGUUUUGGGCGAUCUGAAAAAUGCAGAAAAGAAGAAGACGGAAUACAAAGUGCCUGACAAGCGCUUCUGGUGGUUGCGAAUACAAGUACUGUCCGAAUCAUUCCAGUGGGAUGAAUUGGAAAAAUUCUCAAAAGCAAAGAAAAGCCCCAUCGGCUAUGAGCCAUUCGUUGAAGUUUGCUUGAAGCAAAAUAAUGUUGAAGAAGCCAAAAAAUACCUACCGAAAUGUCGCAACGACAAAAAAAUCAAAUGGUACAUUCGAGCUGGGUUGGCUGAAGAAGCUGCGCUAGCCAGUUUCGAACAACGUGAUCUUCAUAGCCUUUACACGGUUCACAUGAAUGCCACGAAAAAUAACGAUCGUGCUCUGGUCGCAAAAGUGGAAAAUUAUAUCGAAAAAUUGUCGGAAAAGCGUUGAAAUUUGUAGAAAAAAAUCCAAUAAAUAAAAAUUGAAUCCAUUGCAUUUGUAUUGCCACA
Molecule: messenger RNA, 2798 nt
Organism: Sitodiplosis mosellana (orange wheat blossom midge)
Lineage: Eukaryota; Metazoa; Arthropoda; Insecta; Diptera; Cecidomyiidae
Gene: Vps16A
Product: vacuolar protein sorting-associated protein 16 homolog
Exons: 12
Coding region: 214-2739 (841 amino acids)
Biological process (GO): vacuole fusion, non-autophagic; intracellular protein transport; endosomal transport
Cellular component (GO): endosome; cytoplasm; lysosomal membrane
Molecular function (GO): actin binding
Source: RefSeq, a predicted model, not a curated record